CGGAAAUACAACUCGUCUUUAGGAGCAGGAAGUCAAAACUUGAUGGUGACAACUUCUCACGAUGGCGCCCCCUGCUGUAACGGCGGUGGUAUUGCUGGUGCUCCACUUAGUUUUGGGACUGUGCUCUCACCAACAUCUUCAUGAGGACCAUGUGGAACAUCAGCUGAACUCCGAGCAUGAUAUGAACGUCCUGCUGGGAGAAAAGGGCACGGAAACGUUAAAGAAACUAAGCCCGGAGGAGCAGAGGGAAAAGAUGAUGGAAAUUGUAAAGAAGAUUGAUGCAAAUGCUGACAACAAGCUAAGUGCUGAGGAGAUCACAGCAUGGAUUCAGCUGGUCUACAGAAAGUACGCACUGGAUGACGCAGAGGAGCGCUUCCCUGAAUUUGACGUGAACCAGGACGGUGUGGUGGCAUGGGAGGAGUACAACAUGGCCGAGCUGUUUAGUCUGGAUGAAGGCCCCGUUGUGGAUGAUGCCGAGCGAGAGUCCAUAAGACACCUGCACCUGAAGGACAGGAGGCGCUUCGACUCUGCGGAUGUAGACGGCACUCCCGGCCUCAACGUGACCGAGUUUUUGGCCUUCACCCACCCCUCCGAAGUGGACCACAUGGCGGACUUUGCCAUCGAGGAUGUGCUGAGUGAAUAUGACACGGACCACGAUGGACUGAUCAGCCUGAAGGAAUUUAUUGGAGAUCUUCGACGGGACGAGGACGCACCUUCCCAGUGGGAGGUGGAGGAGACGGUGCGCUUCAAGGACCUCUACGACCAGGACCAGGACGGCAAGUUGAAUCGAGAGGAGCAACUGCGCUGGAUCGCUCCUAACAGCUACGGAUCUGCCCGGGAAGAAGCUCUCUACCUCAUCAAAGAGAUGGACCAGGAUGAAGACGGCCAGAUCUCAGCGGAUGAAGUGUUGAAGAACCAAGACACCUUCCUGCACAGUGAAGUCACCGACUAUGGCAGACAUCUGCACGAGUCACAUGAUGAACUUUGACCCCAUCAUCCCCUCAUUUACUUCCACCUGAUGAACUGUAACGUCAUCAUUCUCUAGUACUUUUUAUUUGUAAAAGCACUUUACAUUGAGCAAACAACCUCAAAGUGCUACAGUGCGUUUAAAAAACAAAAACAACACUCGAACCACAAAUAACUGCUCCCAACAAGUAAAAUAGAGUAAAAAAAAAUAAAACUAAUAGCUAGAACUAGCACAUGUACACUAUAUUGCCAAAAGUAUUUGGCCACCCAUCCAAAUGAUGAGAACCAGGUGUCCUUAUCACUUGGCCCGGUGUAUCAAAUCAAGCACUUAGGAAUGGAGACUUUCUACACACAUUUGUGAAAGAAUGGGCUGCUUUCAGUGAUUUCCAGCGUGGAUCCGUCAUAGGAUGUGCCACUUGAACAACAAAUCCAGUCGGGAAAUUUCGUCGCUCCUAAAUAUUCCAAAGUUAACUUUAUUAGAAGAAAAGUGAAGAGUUUGGGAACAACAGCAACCAAGUGGUAGGCCAGGUAAACUGACAGAGAGGUCAGCAUAGUGCAAAGACUUUCUGCACAGUCAGUUGCUACACAGCUCCAAACUUCAUGUGACCUUCCAAUUAGCCCACGUACAGUACGCAGAGAGCUUCAUGGAAUGGCUUUCCAUGGCCGACCAGCUGCAACUAAGCCAUACAUCACCAAAUCCAAUGCAAAGCGUAGGAUGCAGUGUUGUAAAGCAUGUUGGAGACGCCUUCUCUGGACUGAUGACUCACACUUUUCCAUCUGGCAAUCUGAUGGACCAGUCUGGGUUUGGAGGUUGCCAGGAGAACGCUACAUUUCAGACGUCAUUGUGCCGAGUGUGGGGGAGGAAUUAUGGUGUUUGGUUGUUUUUAGGAGUUGGGCUUGGCCCCUUAGUUCCAGUGAAAGGAACUUUGAAUGCUCCAGGAUACCAACAUAUUUUGGACAAUUCCAUGGGAUGGCGCUUCAAGUUCAUAUGUGAGUCAAGACAGGUGGCCAAAUACUUUUGGCAAUAUAGUGUAUAUCUAAAAAACAAGGGUUUUUAAGACUUUUAAAAAAUAAUUUACAGUCUGUGGUACCCUCAGGUGAUCAGGGAGAGCGUUCCACAGACUGGGAGCGGCGGAGCAGAAAGCCCGGUCUCCCCCAAUUCGGAGCUUUGUCCUCGGCAGUAGAGGAGGUUAGCCUGUCCGGAACGGAGAUGUCGUGUGGAGGAUUUAGGGGUUAGCAGUUCUUUAAGGUAUAGGGGGGCAUUUCCAUGGAGGCACUGGUGAGUUAGUGGGGAGACUUUGUAUCUCUCAUUUACUUUCACCUGCAGGAGUCACAUGAUGAACUGUAACACCAUGAUUUACUCUGAAGUCACACUUCUCCACAUCGAGGAAGUCAAUGACUGUGACAUGUAUUUGCUUAAAAAGUGAACUAGCAGUCCCGUCAUGGUAGCGGCCGCUCACGUGCUUCCUCUUUUUCAAACAAAUGAGCGAGCUGCAGUUGACUCGACUCAUUUCCUGCAUCCUCUCACUGGCAGUGUCAACCCGGGCGUUGCACCGUGCGCUAAACUUCAGGAUGGACUUAGACUUUAAGGAUGCCUUUUGGGUAAGACUAUUCUUCAUUUUGUCAACAAUGUUUCGCUUUGCUGAACACUGAAGUUAAUGAGUCACUUCAGCCGUGAUAAUCUGUGUUUGUUUGACCACCGCCACUCAGCAUGUUGCAAUGUGGCCAAUUAUCAUCGGCCUUGUCAUUUUGUAACACUAACAUCCUGGGAGAGGAUUCUCUUUGUAACCGUUUUUCAGAAGUAAAACUCUAAACUUUCCGGAUUGUAGGGUUUUUUGUGGCCGUGCAUUUGUUCCCUUCUUUCAUUUUUCACUUUUGUCAAGUUUGAAACAGAAUACUUUACUGGUAAUUAUGUUAUUAAAAUGUUUUCUAAUUUUG
Molecule: messenger RNA, 2904 nt
Organism: Nerophis ophidion (straightnose pipefish)
Lineage: Eukaryota; Metazoa; Chordata; Actinopteri; Syngnathiformes; Syngnathidae
Gene: rcn2
Product: reticulocalbin 2
Exons: 8
Coding region: 62-988 (308 amino acids)
Cellular component (GO): endoplasmic reticulum
Molecular function (GO): calcium ion binding
Source: RefSeq, a predicted model, not a curated record